AUGAGGUGGUACUACUACAUUGCAACGGUGCUGCUGACGAUGACACUGGGGGCGGCCGGUGGAGGAGGCGGCAAAGGACAUCGCAGGCAGUACUCGGCCGUCGGCAGUACCUCCGCCAUGGUGCAUCAGCUGCAUAGGGCUCGCCUGAUGAGUGCUCAGCAACAAGAGAAGGAGAAUGAAUUUUUGAAUAAGGGGAAGAGUAAGUGCCCUGGUCGUGUGAUAUUGUAG
Acanthoscelides obtectus is the source of this 228-nucleotide messenger RNA. Lineage: Eukaryota; Metazoa; Arthropoda; Insecta; Coleoptera; Chrysomelidae. The record is from the annotation of a GenBank genome assembly.